This is a messenger RNA of Paramecium sonneborni, 3212 nucleotides long. Lineage: Eukaryota; Ciliophora; Oligohymenophorea; Peniculida; Parameciidae. The record is from the annotation of a GenBank genome assembly.
CUUAGAGAAUGGCAUCACAAAUGUAUUUAUUUAAAAGAACUCUAUUAGAGUAUUUAAAGAAAAGGAUUACGAAUUUAUUUAUAAAACCAGAGCAAUCUAAUUAUAAUAAACUACAGACAAUCCAUUGAAAUUAGAUAGACCAAAAGUCACAAUAUAAAGAGGAAGAAAAGGAAAUGUAUAAAUAAGAACAAAAGGGAAUUUCAUUGAUCCUUUAUCUAGAGCAGCAAAUUAAAAAGCUUAAUAAACAAAUCCAUUAAGUCGACCUUAAACUGUAGAUCCAUUAGCUAGACCAAUUGGAUAACCAACAUCUAAAAUAGAAUAAUAAUAAGCUUAAGUCUAAGCUAAAAGUGUUGAACCUAAUAAGAUAUAAUAAUAAUAAUAAUAAUAAUAAGAUGGAAAACUAGAGAUUGAUGCAGAAGAGAAAUAAUUAAAAGCUACAGGAGAAUUUUCAAUUUAUUGGUAAGAAAUAAGGGAUGAUUUUUAAAAUAUUUUUCAAAUAAAAACAUAUGAUUUAGAAUAACCAGUACCUAAUGUAUGAUAAAUAUAUAAUCUAGCCUUUUGGAUCCAAUGUUUAAACAAUGAAUUAAUUCGAUGGAUAAGCUAAAGCUGCUUAUAGUGGAGAUAACAAAAUUGAGUAUUAAACUUAAGCUCCAAGAUAAGGAACUUCUAAGUAGAUUUUAUAAAAAACAUAUAUUCAAAAAGUAUUAGAUAUCAGAAGAGAUUUAAAAAGAUAAUGGAUUAAUGGAGAUAAAGUUGCAUCAUUACAAUUAGCUAUCUAAUCUUGUAAAUUAUUAAUUGAUAAUGAUAAACCUCUCUUUGCUCCUGUUAAAUAUGUUUACAUUAUUGAUAUUUUGGAAACCUUUGGUAAAUUUGUAAUUGAAAGAUUAUUAAAACUAAGUUAUCCUCAAUAUACAGAUUAAAAAAUAGCUGAAAUUAGUUUAUAAAGUGUAGUUGGAUCAAAUAUAUCUGAAACAGCUUCAGAAAUUGGAAGAAAUUGGAUUAAUAAAAUAGGAUCUAUUAGAGAAUUGUUGCCUCGAUUGUAUAUAGAAUCAACAUUAUUGAAGGUUUACUAUUUUAUUGAUUAAAAUUAAAUUAAACCAAUAUUUCAAAGAUUAAUUAAAUAAGUUAGAGCUAUAGGUGAUUACAUUAAUGUACAUAUUUUUAAUUUAUAAUUAAGGCUUUAUAUUUUGCACUUUAUUUAUUCAGAAUAGGGGCAGAAUUAUUUUCUGGUGAAAAAGAUUACCUUAUAUCAACUUUAAAAGAUUUCUUUAUUUAUAUGAAUUAAAAAAGUAAGUUUGGAAAAUUUGAAGUUUAAGGAGAUCAAUAUUUAAGAUUAUUUGAACCAUAUUUAAUUUAAACAUUUAGAUAAUAUUCAUAGAAUUGUACAGAGGUAAUAAUUAUAUUUAAAUUAAUUUAGAGAGAAUUUAAAGAUAUAUUUGAACAUUUUAGAUAAAGUACCUAAAAUCAUUUUGUUUUAAAAAAAAUGAUUGAAUAAUUUUAAGCUGUUCAUAUCAGUACUUUAGCAUUAGAAUUAUUUUCUAUUAUGUAAGCUUAUCCUGUAGAAAAUAAAUAUUAAUUAUAUGCUUGUUUUUUACCAAAAAUAGCAAAAGGAUUAACUAAUGUUGCUGCUGGUUCUGAAAUUUGUCAAUAUGUUUUACAAGACAUUUUAUAAAUAAAGUCUUUUUCACUCUUUUUAGAAAUUUUGGCCUCCUUAAUAGAACUAAUCUUUAGAUCAUUUUAGGGAUAUCAAAAAAAUCAAUUCUUUUUCUAAAUUCUUUAAAGAUUUAAUGAUUUGUUUAGUAUGGUUGAAAAAGAUUAAGUAAAUACAAAUUAAAGCAGAGAUACUUUUAUUAAAUUACAUUAAUUUAUUAUCAAAAUAUUUUAAGAUUCUUAAGAUAUUUCAGAAAUACUUUAGAUUGAUACAUUUAUAACUUGUAUUUAAUUUUUCCCUGAAGAUAUGAAAAAAUUAGUAUGUAAUGAUUUACUUUCAAUGAUAAUAAAUAGAGAUUAAAAAGAAAAAAUUACUGAUCCUAUGGCUGUUCAUUCAAUUGUUAAAUUAACAACUAAUUUAAAUAAUAAGAAAACAAUUACAAAAGAUGAAUCUAAGAAUUUAGCCAAAAUUAUCAAUUAAUUAUUACAAAAGAUUGACUUUGGUAAAGACUUAGAAUAAUCCUUAAAUUUAUAUGCUGAAAUGAGAGGUUAAUUUGGAAAUAUAAGUGGUUUAUCUGAAAUAUUAAUUGAUAGAGCUUUAGAUUUGAUUUUUAGAGGAAAAAGAUUAUCAAAAGGAAAGAAUCAAAAAAAAAUUAUUUCUUUCUAUUAAGCUUGCAUAGCAUAUAGUUUUAUAACUAUUCCAACAAUAGACAAUCCUAUAUCAAAGCUAAGAAAGUAUCUAUAAGUAGCCUAAGUUGGUUUAUCAUUAAACUUAUUAUCCCAAAGUGAAGCAGUCAUAAAAACAGCAAUUGAAACUCUACUUGAAUUACCUGAUACACAUAAUGGACGUCCUAUUGAUGAAGUUGCUCUACCUUACAUUUUAGAUUUAAUUUCUUUUAUAAUUUUGGUCCCUGAUGAUCCAUCUGCAGGAUAUUUAAAUAUUUUUCAAGGAUUAUUGAAGGCUAUUGAAUAAUUUAAAUGGAAUCAAAAGAAUGGAGGAAUUUAUUCUAUUGUAGUUUAUGUAAAUUGUAUCCAAUACUUAUGUGCUUAAGUUUAAGAAAGAUUACCUUAUCAUUUUGAAAAUGUUAAAUCUAAUGAUGCUUUAUUCAACAAAGAUACAUAAUUUAGUAUGACUGUAUUGGAAUUAGUACAACAAUUAUAUAUUAAAUUGGGUGAACAAACAACAGGAAUUUUAAAAUUAAAUAUUACUGAUUCUAUUGUAAAAAAUAUUUAUAUAUUAAAAGGAAAAUGGUUUAAUUGUUAAAUAAAUGUUAAGUUGCUUAAAUAGAUUGUUGUUGCUAUUGAAAUUUAACAAGGAAGCACAAACUACAUUUACUAUUUUUAUAGAUUUAAUAUAUAAAAAGAUAAAUGAUUUAAAUAGAGAUAGAACUGGAAAGGUGCAAUUGACUUUGUUGAAGCCAUAUUUCUUAAUAACUUUUCUGAAUAUUGAAAAGUCUACAACAGUAAUAAAUAAAUCAUUAAUAUUUUAGUUUAAUUUUGAAGAGAAAAGGAAUUAAAUGAUAAGUAUUUUAGAGGCUGCAAGAAAUUGAGUUAUGAUUUCA